Ochotona princeps (American pika) is the source of this 1370-nucleotide messenger RNA. It is a transcript of the gene RAB22A, whose product is annotated as RAB22A, member RAS oncogene family. NCBI's taxonomy places the organism in Eukaryota, Metazoa, Chordata, Mammalia, Lagomorpha, Ochotonidae. The record is from RefSeq and is a predicted model, not a curated record. Bases 304 to 888 code for a protein of 194 amino acids. Gene Ontology annotation, molecular function: GTPase activity; GTP binding. The transcript is spliced from 7 exons.
UCGCGGCGAAGGUGGCUGCCGGGGUGGGCGGGGAGGUCAGGUGACCCGGCCGGCGUCCCAAGAUGGCGGCCACGGCGGCGCCCGGGAGGCCCUGGUGGCGUCCCGGCCACUGAGGAGGGCUCCGCGCGGCUGGCGGCGGACGGGCCGGGCCGAGGGCCGGCGGGUAGGCGGCCGUCGUCUCUCCGCGCCCCGAGGCCGGGGCUGGGCCGUCCGGCGGCGUCGCCGGGGGAUGCUCCUGCUGGGCCCGGCCUCUCUUUCCUCAACUUAGGGCGGCGGCGGGCCCGCGCCCCUGGGUCCCGGGCCAUGGCGCUGCGGGAGCUCAAAGUGUGUCUACUGGGGGACACGGGCGUAGGUAAAUCAAGUAUUGUAUGGCGGUUUGUGGAAGACAGUUUCGAUCCAAACAUCAACCCCACAAUAGGGGCAUCUUUCAUGACCAAGACUGUCCAGUACCAAAGUGAGCUGCACAAAUUCCUAAUCUGGGACACAGCAGGACAAGAACGAUUCCGUGCCUUAGCGCCAAUGUACUAUCGAGGGUCGGCCGCAGCCAUAAUCGUGUACGAUAUCACGAAGGAAGAGACAUUUUCUACAUUAAAGAAUUGGGUGAAAGAGCUCCGGCAGCAUGGGCCGCCUAAUAUUGUAGUUGCCAUUGCAGGAAAUAAGUGUGAUCUUAUCGAUGUGAGAGAAGUCCUGGAGAGAGACGCUAAGGACUACGCUGACUCCAUUCAUGCAAUUUUUGUAGAGACCAGCGCGAAAGAUGCAAUAAACAUCAAUGAGCUCUUCAUAGAGAUAAGUCGAAGAAUUCCCUCCAGUGACACGAACCCGACACCCGGCAGCAAGGGCUUCAAAUUGCGCAGGCAGCCCUCGGAGCCCAGGCGCAGCUGCUGUUGACUGCAGGGGCCGCUCCGACUUGAGGAUGAAGUGCGUGGUCCUGCAAGUUCACAGGCUUGGGGGACCCCUGCCCCAGUUUUCAUCUGGUCGGAUGCACAGACGUGGAGCAGCUGUGUUAUGUGAGAAGACCUCAACAGCAGCGUGCAGGCUGUGGACCUGGGGGCCACGAAGGCCUGCUGUGUACAGAGAGAACGCACCGUUGGCUUUUGACCUCGCUGACAAGGAGCAUAUAAUUAUAUGGAUGUAGGAUUAAAUUGUUGAGUAGUUUUGUAAUCAAGAUUUUUAUGUAACAUUUGUAAAGGGAAAAUUAGCACUUUUCAAGGUUCUUGAGGGAAAAAGAGACCUGGUGGAGAUUGUAAUCCCCUUAUGUUUCCCAUUACCACUGCUAGAAGGAGUUGUGCCAUUCAAAAUGUGGGUAGGAUAUGGUAAGUGGAGGGAUGGCAGUUAUUAUUUGAAGCUAAAAUGGGUUAUUUAUAAAAUGG